AUGGCAGACGCAGGCAGCACAGCCAACCUCCUCGCCGCGGGCGGGGACAAGAACGCUGCGGGCGCGGCUGCGGGCGGCGGGGAGGAUAAGGAUCCGAAGAAGAAUUUCAAUUACCCGCUUGUUAAGGUGUGCGAUAUGGCCGACGAACUCCGCACCGAAGCCGUGGAUAUGGUCGUCACGGCCGUCGAGAAGCAUCCGGGGAAUUUCGAGGCAGCCGCACAAAACAUCAAAGAACUGAUGGACAAACGCUGCGGCAACUCCUGGCACGCCGUCGUGGGCGAGGGGUACGGGUUCGAGGUCACGCAUGAGAUGCGGAAUUUGUUGUAUGUUUAUUUUGGGGGGAAUCUGGGCGUGCUGGUAUGGAAGGCAUCAUGA
Molecule: messenger RNA, 375 nt
Organism: Fimicolochytrium jonesii
Lineage: Eukaryota; Fungi; Chytridiomycota; Chytridiomycetes; Spizellomycetales; Powellomycetaceae
Product: dynein light chain type 1-domain-containing protein
Exons: 4
Coding region: 1-375 (124 amino acids)
Biological process (GO): microtubule-based process
Cellular component (GO): dynein complex
Molecular function (GO): dynein intermediate chain binding; dynein light intermediate chain binding
Source: RefSeq, a predicted model, not a curated record